This is a messenger RNA of Pipistrellus nathusii (Nathusius's pipistrelle), 405 nucleotides long. NCBI's taxonomy places the organism in Eukaryota, Metazoa, Chordata, Mammalia, Chiroptera, Vespertilionidae. The record is from the annotation of a GenBank genome assembly.
AUGCAAACUUUUGACAUCCUGAUUGCUUCAGGGCCCUCUUUCAACUCAGUUUGUUUUUCUUCUGCUCCUCUUCCUCCUUUUUCUUCUCUUCCCCUGUGGGGAGGGAUCACUCAGGAAAACAGGAAAGGAGGUUCCAGCCCCAUAUGCCCACCCUGCCAGGUCAAGCCUGAAGGAGCAGGCAGAGUGGAGGGCAUGAGCCUACUUCCCAGCUGGCUGUUUGCUGAGAGCAGGUGGUGGGGACAGGGCUGCCAGACGAGAGCAGGGCUGUCUUACCUCUGUUCCCCCGGGCCAGGCGUGGCUGAUGCUGUGGACAAGGGCUGGGGUCCUCCUGGAGGACAGCAUACCAGCCGAGAGCCAGGGGCUGGUCCCAGCUGUGCCACUUGCCCUGUGGCCACAAACAGGUGA